Molecule: messenger RNA, 1284 nt
Organism: Alternaria novae-zelandiae
Lineage: Eukaryota; Fungi; Ascomycota; Dothideomycetes; Pleosporales; Pleosporaceae
Gene: HEM13
Product: Coproporphyrinogen-III oxidase
Exons: 2
Coding region: 1-1284 (427 amino acids)
Cellular component (GO): cytoplasm; mitochondrial intermembrane space
Molecular function (GO): coproporphyrinogen oxidase activity
Source: RefSeq, a predicted model, not a curated record
AUGCGUCCAUUCCGAUCUUCCCUCCGCAUCUCAAGAGCUCUCGAGCUCCCCCACAGCCAUGCGCCGCAACCAACACUACGGCCGUAUCACAUCUGCAAUAGACAAUUACACGCUUCACCAAGACGCCGCCUAGACCUACCCUCAGGCAAGAAACCGGAGAAGCCGGAUCCUUUGGAAGAAUGGCGUAAUCCUCCACCGAGCAAAUGGCCGAACAGGAUACGGUUGCUAUUUGUACCCUUCAUUGGGGCCUUGGUCUACUCCAUGUGGACGGACGAUACGAUCAAGACCGAAGCACCCACCAUCGCCGAGAAGGAUGCCCUGCUCAAGCGUGAGAAUGGCGUCUCGGAGCAAUCACCCAUGCGCCUCCGAAUGGAGCAGUUCAUAAAGCAAAACCAGAAGGAAAUCGUGGCUGAGCUGGAAAAGGUCGACGGCACUAAGUUCAAGAUCGACACAUGGCAGCGACCAGAAGGCGGUGGUGGCAUCACUUGUAUCCUGCAAGACGGCAACGUGUUCGAGAAGGGAGGCGUGAACACCUCAGUCGUAUACGGGCGCUUGCCUAAAGCCGCCAUACAGAAGAUGCGCGCCAACCACAAAGCUCUCGACCCCAACGUCGACUCGCUCGAGUUCUUCGCCGCAGGCCUAUCCAUGGUCCUUCACCCCCACAACCCCAACGCACCGACCGUGCACCUCAACUAUCGUUACUUCGAGACCGCCGACGAGCUAGGCAACACAAACGCAUGGUGGUACGGCGGUGGCUGCGAUCUCACACCCUCCUAUCUCUACGACGAAGACGCGAUACACUUCCACGGCGCUAUCAAGCAAGCCUGCGACAAGCACGACAAAGCAUACUACCCGCGAUUCAAGAAGUGGUGCGACGAGUAUUUCAGCAACAAGCACCGGGGCGAGACACGAGGUGUAGGCGGCAUCUUCUUCGACGAUCUCGACGAGACGGAGAAGGAUCAGGAACAACUAUUCUCAUUCAUUCAGGACUGCUUGUCCGCUUUCCUGCCUUCCUACCUGCCCAUCAUCAACAGGCGGAAGGACAUGCCCUACACGGACGAGAUGAAGCAGUGGCAGCAGAUCCGUAGAGGACGCUAUGUCGAGUUCAACCUUGUGCACGACCGUGGAACGGCUUUUGGUCUCAACACACCUGGUGCACGGGUCGAGAGUAUUCUCAUGAGUCUGCCUCUUACGGCAAGGUGGCAGUACAUGCAUGAACCUGCAAAGGGUAGCAGAGAGGAACGGUUAAUCGAAGUCCUCAAGAGUCCGAAGGAGUGGGUGUAG